This is a messenger RNA of Stegastes partitus (bicolor damselfish), 1471 nucleotides long. RefSeq names its product SEC13 homolog, nuclear pore and COPII coat complex component (gene sec13). NCBI's taxonomy places the organism in Eukaryota, Metazoa, Chordata, Actinopteri, Pomacentridae. Gene Ontology annotation, cellular component: COPII vesicle coat; nuclear pore outer ring. Bases 128 to 1090 code for a protein of 320 amino acids. The transcript is spliced from 9 exons. Gene Ontology annotation, molecular function: protein binding; structural molecule activity. Gene Ontology annotation, biological process: positive regulation of TOR signaling; protein import into nucleus; COPII-coated vesicle budding. The record is from RefSeq and is a predicted model, not a curated record.
UGGUGGCACUCGGUGGGAAGCGGCUCCUGUAGUUGUUGCCACGUCGGAAUAGUUGGGGGACCUUAUUAAUUCAUUUUAGAAAGCAUAAGUAACACAUUUCUGGAGCGUUUCUCCAUUCGCUGCCGUCAUGGUUUCCGUUAUUAACACGGUGGACACCUCCCAUGAGGACAUGAUCCACGAUGCCCAGAUGGACUACUACGGGACUCGGCUCGCCACCUGUUCCUCUGACCGCACCGUCAAGAUCUUUGAUGUCAGAAACGGAGGGCAGAUUCUGGUCGCAGACCUUAGAGGCCACGAGGGUCCCGUGUGGCAAGUAGCCUGGGCUCACCCGAUGUUCGGCAACAUCCUGGCUUCGUGUUCCUACGAUCGCAAAGUCAUCAUCUGGAAGGAGGAGAACGGAGCCUGGGACAAGAUGUACGAGUACACCGGACAUGAGUCUUCAGUGAACUCUGUCUGCUGGGGUCCCUAUGACUUUGGUCUGAUUCUGGCCUGCGGCAGCUCUGACGGAGCCAUUUCCCUCCUCACAUUCACCGGAGAUCAGCAGUGGGACGUCAAGAAGAUCAGCAACGCACACACUAUUGGCUGUAACGCCGUGAGUUGGGCUCCCGCUGUAGUUCCAGGCAGCCUGAUCGAUCAGCCAUCAGGACAGAAACCAAACUACGUGAAGCGCUUCGUAUCCGGAGGCUGUGACAACCUGGUAAAACUCUGGAAAGAGGAGGACGGUCAGUGGAAGGAGGAUCAGAAGCUUGAGGCUCACAGUGAUUGGGUGAGAGACGUCGGCUGGGCUCCCUCUAUUGGUCUUCCCACCAGCACCAUCGCCAGCUGCUCUCAGGACGGACGUGUGUUUAUCUGGACGUGCGACGACCCUGCAGGCAACACCUGGACAGCCAAACUGCUGCACAAAUUCAACGAUGUGGUCUGGCACGUCAGCUGGUCUAUUACUGGAAAUAUACUGGCUGUUUCUGGAGGAGACAACAAGGUGACGCUGUGGAAGGAGUCGAUGGACGGCCAGUGGGCGUGCAUCAGUGACGUCAGCAAAGGCCAGGGCGCCGUGUCCACCAUCACAGACACACAGCAGAACGAGCAGUGACACUCGCAUGAACACACACAUUACAGCGACCCCCGACCACGUGAGGUCGACCCCAGUCUGGAAAGAUGAAUGAAUGAAUAAACGCGCUGGACAUUUGGACCGAACACAGGGCGUCCACAGUGAUCGAGCUCGUCUUCUUCAGCCUCAAAUGUACCAGAAUAAAUAUUUCUAAAUGUCAUCUUUCGCUGUUCAAAGAUGGAGAGUCUCUGCUUUGUUUGGUGAUGUUUAGAAAUACAAACAUGAUCAGUAACUACUUUUUUUUUAUCAGACGCACUCCACUAUUUCUGUUCAAGCUUCUUCCCAGUUUAUAGUUUCCACAUGUUCUUGAAUGCUGGUCCAAAUAAAAUGAAAAACAAGAUCUGUAUCUAUACGCCCACCCUC